CUCAACGACGACGAGGACGACGACGACGUUCUUCGUCGCGAUCCCGCGCUUUCGAACCCACUCCGCAUUUACUCUCACCUGGACUUAAUUAUUGGGGCUGCAAAAAAACAAUACCAACAUAAAUAUUAAUCCAAGAGCAACCCCAAUAAUUUAAAGAUGUCCGGAAUCGCGGCAGCGGGUCUCGGAGCCCUCGCGACAAUUAAAUCCAGGGUUGAUGGGAAACUUGCUGAAAUGCGUAUCGAGAGAAGAAACCAGCGUGGAUAUGAAGAGUUUGCGAUGCCAAACAAUGAAAGUGCUAAAGAGAACAUGGGAUUCGAACGAGACAGAGAUUUACAGCCCCGUGGGUCCUUCGACUCGCUGCCAGAACCCGAGAGACCGCCCUUACGUCACAUCGACACUUAUUGUAUGCCCGAGUGUCCUUGUUUGUCCAAGAGGUACACGAUCGCCACCCUCGCAUGCUUAGGUUUCGUAAUUUCUUUCGGUAUGAGGUGUAAUAUGAGCAUGGCGAAAUUAAUAAUGAAGAACGACACAAACAGUGACGGGCAAGCGAAGUUUAAUUGGACCUACAGCACCGAGGGUUUGUUGGACUCGUCAUUUUUUUGGGGAUACCUGGUGACUCAAGUGCCCGGUGGUUUUCUGGCCUCGCUUUAUCCUGCAAAUAGGAUAUUCGGAAUGGCUAUUGCUGCGUCCUCGUUCUUAAAUCUUCUUGUACCUGGUGCUUUGUCUAUUCAUGCUGCUGUCGAUAUGUGUGUCCAAGUAUGCAAAGGACUUGUCGAGGGAGUAACUUAUCCAGCUUGUCACGGUAUCUGGAAAUACUGGGCACCGCCAUUGGAGAGAUCAAGACUAGCAACUCUCGCUUUUUGUGGUUCGUACGCCGCAGUUGUUAUCGGAAUGCCACUUUCUGCUUUACUGAGCAAUUCAUUCGGCUGGCAAGCGUCUUUUUACUUUUACGGCGUCUGCGGAUUAAUUUGGUGGUGCUUCUGGCUCUGGCUGGGAUUCGAGCGUCCAUCGAAGCAUCCGUGCAUUUCAGCCCAGGAAUUGCGUUACAUAGAAGACUCGUUGGGUCAAGCAGUAAACACGCAACCGAUUCCCACCUUCUCGUCAACCCCGUGGCGCAAAUUUUUCACAUCUAUGCCAGUCUACGCAAUAAUCGUUGCUAAUUUCUGUCGUUCGUGGAACUUUUAUUUGCUGGUCCUGUUCCAGGCUCGAUUUAUGCACGAGUCAUUCGACAUGCCUUUAGUUGAGACUGGAGUCAUUGGGUCGUUGCCGCAUUUGCUGAUGACAAUAAUCGUACCGUGCGGUGGAUUGCUCGCGGAUCAUUUACGUAAAACAGGAAGAAUGACGACUACCAAUGUCAGAAAAUUGUUCAAUUGCGGAGGUUUUGGUAUGGAGGCAUUAUUUUUCCUGGUUGUUGCCAAUGCAACUACUCACAGAAAUGGCGCAGGUGCGACUGUAGCUCUGACUAUUGGAGUCGCUUGCAGCGGGUUCGCUAUUUCUGGGUUCAAUGUCAAUCACCUUGACAUCGCGCCACGGUACGCUAGUAUUUUGAUGGGAAUGUCUAAUGGCAUUGGAACGAUCGCUGGGCUGCUUGUUCCCUUUUUCGUCGAUACUGUCACCAAGAACAAGGACGCAGAAAGUUGGAGAAAUGUCUUCAUAAUGGCGGCAUGCGUGCACUUUUUCGGAGUAACAUUCUACGGAAUUUUUUGUUCCGGAGAAUUACAACCGUGGGCUGACCCAGCAGUAGACGAACAAGGCAGUUGGAAUCCACUAGACGAUCUCGGGCAAAAUAAACCGCCAAUACCGCCACCGCCCAAAGUUAUGCAAUCGGAAUUCAUCAAACAGCCAUCGAUUGAUGCAAAUGCGGGCUGGAAUGACAAUGAACAGACUGAAGCCAGUACGCAUAGUAGCCAACCGGUAAUAAAUUACGGGUCAACGACAAACAAUUCGAAUCCUUUUCAUUCGUCCAAUCCAUUCGCCAGCAGCAUACAGGAGAGCCAAGUUCAACCACCGACACUCGACGAUUACUCCCAUGAUGUCAUGCAGCAGCAUCACCAGCAAUGGGAUUAAAUUUAUGACAAGUAUUUUUUAUUUUUAAUUCAAUUAUCACUCCGUUCGUCGACCAGGUGCGUACAUUUUUAAUUUUUUCCCGCCGAUAAUUUGAGUCUCAAAAUUAUCACAGUAAUUUUGAGUUUGAAUUUUUUUUUUUAAUUGAAACAAAAAAAAUAUUUGAAUUAUUGAGACUUAAAUAAAUAUAUGAAAGUAAAAAAAAUAUAUUUAAGAAAAAGAAAACAAUGAAAGUAUAAAAAUAAAUUUAUAUGUUAUUUUAAAAAUAUUAAAUAAAUAUAUUUAUAUUUCCUCUUGGAAAAAAAAAAAAAAAUACAAUACCUAAGAGGACAGAUGAUAGUGCUACGAGCCAACGAAGAAAGUAUUUAAAAAAAAUAAUAAAAAAAUAUUGAAAGUAUUUUUUAUAAAAAAAAAAAUUGCGUAAAUAAAAAUUAAUAGAAUUUUUUGAAUAACCAGGAAUUGAUUGGAAUUUAAAUUCACACAGAAAAAAAAUUUCUUGACGCAAUGAGUUGAAGGGAAAAAUUUUCUACAGAACUCCAUUAACUCGGACGGUUAGUUUACGGAGGAGCGGAAAUUUCUUGGAACUUCCGAGUUAACGGAUGCCCCUUCUUCUUUAAAAGAAAACUAUACGCAUGCGCUCUUACGUCUAUAUGAAUAAUAUAUAGAUAAAUAUACAGAGACAUACAAAUGUCGAGGAGCGGGUGGGAGACAGCGUAGCUCGAGUGGGGGUCAAGAUUGAGGGGAAGUUCUGAGUUAAUGGAGUUCGGCUGUACACGGGGAAAAUUAUCUAAUAAAUUUUACUCGUAAAUAGUAAGUAAAACUGGGCUUGCAUGAAUAAUUACUCGUCUUUUUCUACAUAGUAUUCAAUUAUGCACAGAAAAAAAAGUUAUCUUGAGUCAAGAAAAUAUUUUUGAAGACAAACGUUUUCGGGAACCAAGUCAAGAUUUUCUUGAGCCAAGAGAAUUUGUCUUGGUCAAAAAAAAUUCGUCUUGGUCGAGAUUUCUACGUUAUCUGAGAAAAUUUAGGUCUCCAAAAAAAUUUUCUUGAAUCAAGAAUAUUUACCUUCAGUCAAGAAUUUUUUUUUUUCUGUGUGGGGUAAAAAUACCUAAUUUCGAGUAAUUUUUAAAUAAAAAAAAAUAAAACAAAACGAAUGUUUUUAUUCUUUCCGUAUUUAUUUUUUUUUCGAGCCAGAUUUACUUUUAAUUGCAGGGUAAAUUUUAUCGAAAAAUUUUCUCCGGACUAGAAAAAAUUUAUUGACAAGAAUAUUUUUGUCUUGAAUUUAUGAUGCGAAAAAUUUGUUGGGCCAAGAAAUUAUUUUUUUCUGCGUACAAAAAAAAAAUAUUGAUAAUUAAAUUAACUGACAAUAAUUAAAAAUUGAAAAUUUAUUUACUGGAAUUGAGUAAUGAAAAAUAAUGAUAAAUUAUAAAAUAAAUGCACUUGUUUUUAAUCGCACGUCUGACUGACAGCACAUUUGAUAUAUAAAUAUUUUAUUUAUUUAAUAGAAAAUUUACAAUAAAAAUAAAUAUGAUAAAAAUGACAAUACGUAAAUUAAUAAAAUAAACCGAUGGAUUAAUAAAUAUACACGAUUUGUGGAGACAAUAAUGGAGAGACAAAAUAAUAGAGCACAAUUGCCUGAUACUUUUAGGUAUUAAUUAAUUUAUUUUAUUAAGUAGCAAUAAAUUAAUUGAUAUACGUACUAAUAUUUUUGAGGAAGUAUCAAACAUUGAAAGUUCAUUAAUUAGUUACCUUUUUUUUUAUAAAUACUAAAUAUAUGAAUUUUUUGAAACAUAUUCACAUAAAGAUAGUUAUAAAUAUUUAAAAAUAUGAAAGUAAUUGAAAGUAUAUUAACGAUGAAAGUCUUAGCAAGUGAUUAAUUAGUUAAUUAAUUAAUAAAUAAAUAUUAUGUAUCGAGUGUUACUCAUUUCCUGGCUCUUUUUAAUUACACAGUAGACAUUACUUGGAAAUUUGUGCCCAGAAUGUAAAGACGGAAGUUCACUGUUGCGUAUUUUAAACUGUAAAAAAGCGGGAGUGAUUAUGAAUUUCAUUUGAAUCAGAAUUCACUCCGUCAUUCGGAAUUUCGGAGUCAAAAAAAAAUUACUCUGCAUACAGAGUGAAUGAGGAGGUUGUAAUAAAUUUUUUGGAUUAAGAAAUGCCAAGAGAUGGAAUCGAACUAGCAAUUUUCUAUUUACAAAAUAAUGACUCCGAAUGUUACCCUGGUGAAAAUUUUUCGUAAUUUUCUCUGAAAAACUCAGUUCUACACUGUGAAAAAUUCGCGGAGUGAAUGCGGAUUAAAUCCGGAGUGAAUGAAUUUUUAAUUAUUCACUCCGCAGGGGAGUUUUCGCGGAGUAGAUAAUUUUUUAUUAAUUUAAUCCCUCCGGAGUAAAAUUCACUCCGGAGAGUUUUGAAAAUAUUAUUAAUAAAAUAUAACUCCACAUAAUAAAAUCGAAGUAAAAAUUCGCGUAUUACAUUAUUGAUCACCUGAUAUGCACACACAUACACACAUACAUAUUUAGGCACACACGCACACAUUUGCACACACGCACAAAUUUUCACACAUGCACACAUUUGCACACACGCACACAAACACCUGCAGACACCCAAACACACACAUGCACGUAAACACACACUCGCACACACAUACACACACACACACACAUUGUUUAGCAGUUUCAUAUAAAUGAAUAUAAAUUUAUUUAAGUAUUAAAACUCCGGACCGGAGUGAAUUGGGAGUGAAAUAAAAUCCGGGUCACUCCGCAAUCACUCCGCUAAAAAAAACUCCCAAUUCACUCCGGAUGCGGAGUGAUUUUUUUAAAAACUCCGGAACUCCGAGUGGCGGAGUUAAUCCGGAGUGAAUUCGGAUUUUAUUUUACUCCCAAUUCACUCCGGAUUCACUCCGAAUUUUUUACAGUGUAAAGAUCUAAUAAAGACUUUUUCAGAGUUUCUCAGAGAAAAGUCCGAAAAAUUUCCAUCAGGGUAUAAAUUAACUAUUUAUAGUUCAAGAAAAUAAAAUGUCUACUGUACGAUAAAAAAAAUGGAAAUAUUGACAAUUAACAGAUCAAAAAUUUAAUUUAAUCAAAAUAAAUAAAUAAAUCAAAUAAUUAGUAAAAUCAAAGUAUAAAGCAGUACUAUAAUUUUUUUUUUUUGAGUUCUGGAUUUAUGUGGAGGAAAUAUUUGCGUAAAUUUUGUUUUUUAUUAAAGAAAAAAAAUUAGUUAAAAUUAUUGCAAUAUUAUAUAAUUAUAAAUUAAUUAAAUUGUAUGAAUAAUUAAUAUAAUUUACGAAUUCUCGAACAUAAAAAAAUAAAUUUGAUAAAAACGAAACUCAUCGUGAGAAAUUAGUCAAUUUACGCGAGACCUUUUUAAAGCGAGUAAUAAAACAUUUAAAUAAUUUAAAAAAUAUAAAUAUUCAUAUACAUGCGUUAUAAUAAAUGAUAUUGUCGAUUAUUGAUUAUAUUAAUAAAAUAUAUAUAUCUAAAUAUAAACAUAUAUGUAUCCCUCGAUGGGUCGAUGGUGAUCGAGUGCGUUGUACGCAGAUCGAUUCAGUUGUAUGAAAAUUAUGGCAAUAUCUAUAUGAAUAUAAAUAACAAACGUAAUUAACAAAAAAAAAAAUUAAUUAUUGAAAUGUUGAUGCUUGAAAAAAAAUAUAAUGGUAAAUAAUAACGAUGAGGUAACGAGCGAAAUGUUAAUAUAAAAAAUAUAUAGAUAGACCAUCGUAAAAUUUUAACGAUGGUUAUAAUUAAUUAGACAUUAAUAGCUCCCUAUAUUUAUUAAUUUACUUGACGUUAAAACGAAAACUAAUUUUUUUUGUUGUAGAAAUAAUUUACUGUUAUUUAUUUAAAAAAUAUUGUAGUCCUUGAUUUUUUAUUUAAUGUUAGAGAUAAAAAUUUUAUAUUUAGAAAAAAAGCCAAAUUAUUUAUAUAUUAAUAUAUAUAUAUCAUUAUUCAAAUGAUAGGUUCUAUACUUUUAUCGAAA
Messenger RNA from Microplitis mediator, 6033 nucleotides. RefSeq names its product vesicular glutamate transporter 1 (gene VGlut). Lineage: Eukaryota; Metazoa; Arthropoda; Insecta; Hymenoptera; Braconidae. Gene Ontology annotation, biological process: synaptic transmission, glutamatergic; neurotransmitter loading into synaptic vesicle; transmembrane transport. Gene Ontology annotation, molecular function: L-glutamate transmembrane transporter activity; neurotransmitter transmembrane transporter activity. Bases 157 to 2067 code for a protein of 636 amino acids. The record is from RefSeq and is a predicted model, not a curated record. Gene Ontology annotation, cellular component: synaptic vesicle membrane; excitatory synapse. The transcript has 9 exons.